Cebus imitator (Panamanian white-faced capuchin) is the source of this 1222-nucleotide messenger RNA. RefSeq names its product DNA repair protein RAD51 homolog 3. Gene Ontology annotation, biological process: DNA repair; reciprocal meiotic recombination; meiotic DNA recombinase assembly. Lineage: Eukaryota; Metazoa; Chordata; Mammalia; Primates; Cebidae. Bases 20 to 1102 code for a protein of 360 amino acids. The transcript has a single exon. Gene Ontology annotation, molecular function: ATP-dependent DNA damage sensor activity; ATP binding; four-way junction DNA binding. The record is from RefSeq and is a predicted model, not a curated record. Gene Ontology annotation, cellular component: replication fork; Rad51C-XRCC3 complex; Rad51B-Rad51C-Rad51D-XRCC2 complex.
GAAGACGUUCCGCUUUGAAAUGCAGCGGGAUUUGCUGAGUUUCCCGCUGUCUCCAGCGGUGCGGGCAAAGUUGGUGUCUGCGGGUUUCCAGACUGCUGAGGAACUCCUGGAGGUGAAACCCUCCGAGCUUAGCAAAGAAGUUGGGAUAUCUAAAGAGGAAGCCUUAGAAACUCUGCAAAUUAUAAGAAGAGAAUGUCUCACAAAUAAACCAAGAUAUGCUGGUACAUCUGAGUCAGGAAAGAAGUGUACAGCACUGGAACUUCUUGAACAGGAGCAUACCCAGGGCUCCAUAAUUACCUUCUGUUCAGCACUAGAUAAUAUUCUUGGGGGUGGAGUACCCUUAAUGAAAAUGACAGAAAUUUGUGGUGCACCAGGCAUUGGAAAAACACAGUUAUGUAUGCAGUUGGCAGUAGAUGUGCAGAUACCAGAAUGUUUUGGAGGAGUGGCAGGUGAAGCAGUUUUUAUUGAUACAGAGGGAAGUUUUAUGGUUGAUAGAGUGGUAGACCUUGCUACUGCCUGCAUUCAGCACCUUCAGCUUAUAGCAGAAAAACACAAGGGAGAGGAACACCGAAAAGCUUUGGAGGAUUUCACUCUUGAAAAUAUUCUUUCCCAUAUUUAUUAUUUUCGCUGUCGUGACUACACAGAGUUACUGGCACAAGUUUAUCUUCUUCCAGCUUUUCUUUCAGAACAGUCAAAGGUUCGGUUGGUGAUAGUGGAUGGCAUUGCUUUUCCAUUUCGUCAUGACCUAGAUGACCUGUCUCUUUGUACUCGGUUAUUAAAUGGCCUAGCCCAGCAAAUGAUCAGUCUUGCAAAUAAUCACAGAUUAGCUGUAAUUUUAACCAAUCAGAUGACAACAAAGAUUGAUAAAAAUCAGGCCUUGCUCAUUCCUGCAUUAGGGGAAAGUUGGGGACAUGCUGCUACAAUACCGCUAAUCUUUCAUUGGGACCGAAAGCAGAGGUUGGCAACAUUGUACAAGUCACCCAGCCAGAAGGAUUCCACAGUACUGUUUCAAACCACACCUCAGGGAUUUAGAGAUACUGUUACUACUUCUGCAUGUUCAUUGCAGACAGAAGAUUCCUUGAAUACCCGGAAACGGUCAUGAGACACAGAGGAAGAAUUAUAACCCAGAAACAAAUCUCCAAGUAUGUAAAUUUACUGAUGCUGUGAAAUCAAUGUGUACAAGUAGACUUUUUACUUUAAGAUAUAAAUAAACACUAGGGCA